This is a messenger RNA of Lachancea meyersii CBS 8951, 126 nucleotides long. The record is from the annotation of a GenBank genome assembly. NCBI's taxonomy places the organism in Eukaryota, Fungi, Ascomycota, Saccharomycetes, Saccharomycetales, Saccharomycetaceae.
AUGGCUUUUCUAGUAUUGACAUCAGACGUUUCUGCCCCUUUCGUUAUCCCAUCGGUUUCGCCAGUAUCGCCUUCGGCUAGCAGAAAGAACAGCGCUGCCAGCUUCGAGGCUGCCAGAAAAAACUAA